This is a messenger RNA of Bombus pascuorum, 2814 nucleotides long. RefSeq names its product pre-mRNA-splicing factor CWC22 homolog (gene ncm). Bases 391 to 2607 code for a protein of 738 amino acids. Gene Ontology annotation, cellular component: catalytic step 2 spliceosome. Lineage: Eukaryota; Metazoa; Arthropoda; Insecta; Hymenoptera; Apidae. Gene Ontology annotation, molecular function: protein binding; RNA binding. The transcript has a single exon. Gene Ontology annotation, biological process: mRNA splicing, via spliceosome. The record is from RefSeq and is a predicted model, not a curated record.
UGAAAUAUUGUAUGUUAAAGAAAUUGAAGAGGGUUAUGGAAAGUAAUUUAGCUUCUAUCCUUUAUCUUCAAUGAUAAGGAUGGCAAAGGUGGCGUUAGAUGCAAAAGUUUAACAAGUCGGUCUCAGCGCUAUGCUCUCAAUGGACAGCGGCCGAUUUGUAAAGUAUCCCUUCCGAUAUUAAAAGUCUUAUCCCCACUACGGGAUUUUCCAACUUGUGUUUACGAUCGUCCAGCGUGGACAGUUUCGUCCAGUUUCGUUUGUUUUGGAUAUGAUAUAUCUAUGAAUGUCUAGAGUUGUUUAUAUGUUCAUGUUCAUUAGUAUUUGAUACAUAUGGUGGAUCAUAUAAUACCAGAUAAACAAUUAUAACUUGAACAGAAUUAUAAUUUAAAAAUGAAGAGAUCACACUCAAAGACGAAAGAGACGAGAGAAGAUUAUAGACAUUCGAGAGAUUCCGAUCGAAACCGAGAUCGAGAUAGAACUCGUGAGCGUAAUCGUGAUCGUGAUCAGGAACGUGAUCGAGAUCAUUAUUAUUAUGACAAUAGAAGUAAUAGAAAGAAUGUUUCUCAUAAGAGAAAUCGUAAUUUCGAAGAAACCAAUAGAGAAGAGCGGUCAUACGAACGACACAAAUUAAGGGAAGUAAAAGAUCAUCGGGAGGCAAAGGAAAAUAAAAAGAAGCCAGAAAGGAAUAAAAUUACAGAUAAAGAAAUGGAAAAAGAAGAAACAAAUGCUUCGGAUGAAGCAAGACAAAAUAGAACAGUUGAACUUUUAACAUCAAGAACAGGUGGUGCUUAUAUACCACCUGCAAAGUUACGAAUAAUGCAAGCUGAGAUUACUGAUAAAUCAGGAGCUGCAUAUCAACGCAUUGCAUGGGAAGCCCUAAAAAAAUCUAUACAUGGUUAUAUUAAUAAAGUUAACGUCAGUAACAUUGGACUUAUAACCCGAGAACUUUUAAAAGAAAAUAUUGUUAGAGGUAGAGGUUUGCUUGCUAGAUCUAUUAUACAAGCUCAAGCAGCAUCACCAACCUUUACAUCUGUUUAUGCAGCCCUCACUGCAAUUAUUAAUUCUAAGUUUCCAAAUAUAGGAGAAUUACUAUUAAAACGUUUAGUAAUACAGUUUAAACGUGGUUUCAGAAGGAAUGACAAACCUCUGUGUAUAUCUUCUGGAACAUUUAUAGCUCAUUUGGUAAAUCAAAGAGUAGCACAUGAGAUUGUGGCUUUAGAAAUUUUGACUUUAUUAGUGGAAACACCAACAGAUGAUUCGGUAGAAGUAGCAAUAGCAUUUUUAAAAGAAUGUGGCAUGAAAUUAACAGAAGUUUCUAGGAAGGGUAUUGAGGCUAUAUUUGAAAUGCUAAGAAAUAUAUUACACGAAGGACAAUUAGAUAAACGAGUUCAAUAUAUGAUUGAAGUUAUAUUUCAAGUUAGAAAAGAUGGAUUCAAGGAUCAUGAAGCAGUUCCAGAAGAACUUGAUCUCGUAGAAGAAGAGAAUCAAUUUACUCAUUUAAUAACAUUAGAUGAAGCAACAGAUUCUCAAGAUAUAUUAAAUGUAUUUAAAUUUGAUGCAGAAUAUAUUAAUAAUGAAGAUAAAUAUAAAGAAUUAAGUAAAGAAAUACUAAAUUCAGAUGUCAGUGGUUCAGAAAGUGAAGAAGAAGAUGACGAAGAAGAAAGUUCUGAUGAAGAUAGUACUGCUGUGGCAGAAGGAAAAGAAGACAUAAUAGUAGAUAAUACAGAGACAAAUCUAACUGCACUCAGAAGAACAAUAUAUUUAACAAUACAUUCAUCGCUUGAUUUUGAAGAGUGUGCACACAAAUUAAUGAAAAUGCAACUAAAACCUGGUCAAGAAACUGAACUCUGUCAUAUGUUCUUAGAUUGCUGUGCAGAAAUGAGAACGUAUGAAAAAUUCUUUGGAUUGUUGGCUGGUCGGUUUUGUGCUAUUAAUAAGAUGUAUGUCACACCAUUUGAGCAAAUUUUUCAAGAUUCAUAUCAUACAAUACACCGUCUAGAUACAAAUAAAUUACGUAAUGUAUCAAAGUUUUUUGCUCAUUUACUAUUUACUGAUUCUAUAUCGUGGGAAGUAUUAUCUUGUAUAAAAUUAACUGAAGAGGAUACAACAAGUUCCAAUAGGAUAUUUAUAAAAAUUUUGUUUCAAGAACUUUCUGAAUAUAUGGGACUAUCUAAACUUAAUCAACGUGUGAAAGAUGUUACGUUAAAACAUGCAUUCGAAGGGUUGUUUCCCAGAGAUGACCCUAAAAACACACGUUUUGCAAUCAAUUUCUUUACAUCCAUUGGUUUGGGUGGUCUCACAGACGAUUUAAGGGAACAUUUAAAAUCUCAUCCAAAACCUGUCAUAAUUCCAGUAUUAGAACAAAAGAGUGAGAGUGCUUCUGAUUCUUCUGCGGAUUCUUCUCUUUCUAGUUCAAGCGAAUCAUCGUCAUCUUCAAGCUCUUCAUCUAGUUCAAGUUCUAAUGAUUCUGAUGUAUCUUCGGAUGAAGACGUGAAAAAAGGAAAGAAAAAAUUGAAAAAAGAACAAAGAAAGAAACAAAUGAUAAAAGAAAAUAAAAAGAAACAUAAGAAAAAAGAGAAAGCUAAGAAAAUGAAAAGGGUCAAAUGAAAUUUGUACAUAAAAAAUUAAGUGAUAAAUCUCUUAUAACCUCAAUGUACAUUUUUGGAUUUGUCUCUAACUUUACAAAUAUAAUUAUGAUUAGAUUGCGGAUAGCUCUUACAAUUUAAUUAAUAUGAUAAUAGAGCCUCAUUAUUGUGUAUGUACAUAUGUUGUCAUAAUAUUUUUUAAUCUGAAUAAAUAUAUUUUUACCAAUAA